Messenger RNA from Aspergillus pseudonomiae, 1578 nucleotides. Its product is annotated as CoA-binding protein. The record is from RefSeq and is a predicted model, not a curated record. NCBI's taxonomy places the organism in Eukaryota, Fungi, Ascomycota, Eurotiomycetes, Eurotiales, Aspergillaceae. The transcript has 3 exons. Bases 1 to 1578 code for a protein of 525 amino acids.
AUGGAGGCAGUCAAACGUUUCUUCUCCUCCCCGCGCUUUGCAGUUGCGGGCGCAAGUAACGACAGCAACAAGUUUGGUUACAAGAUCCUCGCAUGGUAUCACCAGCAUUCCCUACCUGUCACUCCUCUCAAUCCUCGCGCACCGCAGAUUGAACUGCCCUCUCGUGCCUACGAUACGGUCGCAUCGCCCAGCGCCUUGCCUACGCCUUCGCAAACAUCCUUGUCGGUUGUGACCCCGCCAGCGAUCACUCUACCAUUGCUCCAGGAGGCUCAUUCAGUGGGAAUUCCGGCCGUGUGGUUGCAGCCCGGAACGUUUGAUGACGCCGUCCUGGAAUUCGCCCACAAGCACUUUCCGGCAGUGAUCGCAGGCGAUGGGGGAGCGGGAAGUGAGGGUUGGUGUGUUUUGGUGGACGGCGAAGAAGGAUUGGAGGCUGCAGGAGUGCAGUGGGCGAGCCAAAAGCUGAAAAAAAAAAAGUUACUAUACGUUUGUCACAAGGGGAAAGAGAUGCCCACCACUUCCUUCGUUCUCGACUCGCCCAUCCCUCCCCAACUUGAUCUUGCUGGUGCUCCCUCGCAGCUCUUCCUGCCGCCGAAUCCCUCCGCCUCGUCGGCCCUUUUUCGAUCCAUCGCCAUCCCCAGCCGCAAGAGAGUGCGGGGAGUGGAGUCCGGACAUCGCUCGUGGCUCGAUUCUCCAUCCAGUCCCACCUCGUUCGCUGUCGCCGAUGAUCGUCUCGCCGGAGUAGACGACGUCUCCGCCGAGCAUGACUACCGACCCAGUCGCUAUCGAGACCUGCCGCUGAACCUCCCCCUGGAUUCCAGCGUUGAGUCGCUCAGCGAUGCAUCCGGGGCUCGUCGCAAGCGCAGCCGUCGAGAUCCGUCAUCGGUGGUGGCACCAUCCCCGUCGGGACCGGAGGAUGAGAAAAUCACUCAGGACGACGACUACUAUCCUCAAACCGCCCCCGUGCGCUGGAGCCGCGCGGUUUUGGACGUGGUAGGAAAGGUCUGGGACUUUUGCUGGUCGGGAGCCUUCCGCGGGUUCUACGCCGGUGGUGGUCGUGGGUAUUCGAUGACGGCUGGUGAUCCGUCGGUAUCGCUGGGCCCUGACGACCACUCGUGGCAGCCAACGACGGAAAAACAUGAUCUGUCCUCCCCAUCUGCCGGGACUCAUGGUUGGAGUGAGUCGACUCUUUCGGGCGAUCACAUCGAUGACGACCUGCAUCACAACUGGGUUGUGGUGGGCCACGAUGAGUUCGGCUAUGAGGCAAGUCCAUCGGCCCGGAGGCGAGUCCAUCGUAGGACGUCCUCGUAUGGCCAUUUGCGUCGACGACAGCCGGUGAAGCGGACCUUCGUGUCGCAACCAGCGUCGAUAACGACCAAGUCGCACUUCUCCGCGCCGGCGAAGCCGCGUGAGACCCCUGUGUCGGUGGAGACGCAGCGUUACAUGGCCCAGAAGCGUCGCAUGGAGCGCGAGGAAGAUGCGAGCCUGGCCCGUUUGAAUCGACAGCUGCAGGCCAUGAUCAAGGAAGGGCAACAGGCGUUGGGAACCAGAGUGGAAGUGGACGACUUCAUGGAGGAUUAG